UGGAGUUGCCAUGGCUGUUCAUGCCGUCUUUUAUCCUUUUGCUGAAUGGAAUUGAGUUGUGUCUUUCAGAUAACGCCAAACGCUGGCAGUCAUUCAUCAGGAAGAUCACAGAAGUCACAAAUAAUUACCAGCCAUGCAAUCAGGAGAACUGCAGCUGUCAUCUCAGUGUCUUAAAAGAUGACUUUAGGCCAUUUAAAAACGGUAUAUCUGAGGGGUUGAUGGCAGACACGGUCCACAGAGGUGUUGGUACGCACUACCAGAUCAUCGGGAACAAGUUGUACAGAGAACAAAGCUGCAUGUUUCCAGCAAGAUGCAGUGGUGUCGAGCACUUCAUCCUAAAAGCGAUUAACCGGUUGCCAGAUUUGGAAGUGGUGAUUAGUGUGCGUGACUAUCCACAGGUUCCUGGAUGGGUUCAGCCAGUCUUGCCUGUACUUUCUUUCAGUAAGACAGCAGACUACCAGGACAUCAUGUACCCUGCAUGGACGUUUUGGGAGGGAGGUCCUGCUGUAUGGCCCAUUUACCCCACUGGACUGGGCCGAUGGGACCUCAUGAGGGAUGACCUGAAAAAAUCAGCUGCUCGAUGGCCCUGGAAGAAAAAAAAUCCAAAAGGAUUCUUUAGAGGCUCUAGGACCAGUUCAGAAAGGGACCCUCUGAUCCUUCUCUCAAGAGAAGCCCCUGACCUUGUGGAUGCCGAGUACACCAAGAACCAAGCCUGGAAGUCAGAGAAGGCCACUGAAUUGGUCCCCCGUCUGAGCCUGGUUUCUGGCAUCCCUUUUUUCUACUCCAUUUCUCUCAUCCAAUGGAGUUUGGGUGCCUUGCUGCUGUUGGCUUUGUCUUUCUUAGUUGGGGCCUGAAAGACACUUAACUUUCAGAAAUGUAUCGAUAUGACCACAGUGACUGACACCAUCAGAUGAGAACAAAACUUGAACUGAAUUAAACUGGAUAAUGACACUUUUGUCUUCUGUAGUGCUGGAAUUAAAUUUGUUUCCUAACUGAUGAACUUUACAUAGUUAUUGAACUGAAAUGAACUAACACUGAACUUACUGGAGCUAAGUAAUGACACGGUUUUCUUUUUUCUUUUAAUAAUGCUUUAUUGUCAACAAAUAGCAUGUAUAAUAUCACAUCCCAUUGUAUAAUAUGAAAACAUUUCACAUGUAACAUAGCAAAAAGGAACAAGGAAAAAUACUUUUAGAGCUGCUUUAUGGGAGAAUCUGAACUGUCUUAUUAAUUGAGUUUGCAUCAUUGAUUCUGCUAUUUCCAGUUUAUUACUGUGAAGCUGUAUUUCAACAGGG
Molecule: messenger RNA, 1292 nt
Organism: Sinocyclocheilus grahami
Lineage: Eukaryota; Metazoa; Chordata; Actinopteri; Cypriniformes; Cyprinidae
Product: protein O-glucosyltransferase 1-like
Exons: 8
Coding region: 21-854 (277 amino acids)
Biological process (GO): protein O-linked glycosylation; positive regulation of Notch signaling pathway
Cellular component (GO): endomembrane system
Molecular function (GO): UDP-xylosyltransferase activity; UDP-glucosyltransferase activity
Source: RefSeq, a predicted model, not a curated record